AUGGGCCAGAGGCAUAAUCGACGCCGAACUCGACCACGUUAUCGCAAUCAAUCCAGUGACCGUCACGGCAUUUCCGCCUCCACGUGUCUUCAGCCACUGGAUUCGCCUUCGUUGGUCCCAUCGUCCACUUGGACCUCGCCAUCGCCAUCUAUAUCCUCUGAAUCACCUCCCACCAACUAUACCAUCCCCGCAUGCAUUUCACCUGGAUCGCCGGUCCCCGCAAACCUCGCCCCAACCUGGCACUAUGGGUAUACGGCCUGGCAGAUCCGUGAUAAUGUCCCACGGGCGAACGGAGGGCUGGAAGCCGAACAGUGUCGUCUGUUCGGCGGUGAGCCAGGCGACGAUGUGAGCCUCUGCUAUCGGAUGCUUGAGUAUUUCGGCGGCCUUGACUAUAUCGACUCCACACGCAACAGCACUCUUGGAGAUUGA
This is a messenger RNA of Penicillium waksmanii, 429 nucleotides long. RefSeq lists its product as uncharacterized. The record is from RefSeq and is a predicted model, not a curated record. The coding region runs from base 1 to 429 and encodes 142 amino acids. NCBI's taxonomy places the organism in Eukaryota, Fungi, Ascomycota, Eurotiomycetes, Eurotiales, Aspergillaceae. The transcript is spliced from 2 exons.